This is a messenger RNA of Labeo rohita (rohu), 1406 nucleotides long. RefSeq names its product adaptor related protein complex 4 subunit sigma 1 (gene ap4s1). Gene Ontology annotation, biological process: vesicle-mediated transport; protein transport. The transcript is spliced from 5 exons. Gene Ontology annotation, cellular component: intracellular membrane-bounded organelle. The record is from RefSeq and is a predicted model, not a curated record. The coding region runs from base 179 to 562 and encodes 127 amino acids. NCBI's taxonomy places the organism in Eukaryota, Metazoa, Chordata, Actinopteri, Cypriniformes, Cyprinidae.
AGAAGCGACCCAUACGGACGCCAUAUUGACCAAAACAAAAUGGCAGAACAAGAGAAUAGUUGACAAAGUCUGCUGGCUUUCAUUGACAGAUGCCUUCCCGUGACACGGUAAAUCCGCAGCAACGACUAUUAAAUCUGCUCCUGUGCUCGCGGCGGUGGCCCCACUCUUCUUAAUUACUAUGAUCAAGUUCCUACUAAUGGUCAACAAACAGGGGCAGACUCGCCUAUCCAAGUAUUAUGAACAAGUGGAGCUUGGGAAGAGAACAGCUCUUGAAGCUGACGUGGUCAGGGGAUGCCUCGCCCGGAGGAAGGAAGAGUGUUCAUUUGUGGAGUAUAAGGACUACAAACUGGUCUAUAGACAGUAUGCAGCACUUUUCAUUGUUGUUGGCAUCACUGAGAAUGAGAAUGAACUCUCAAUCUUUGAGCUUGUGCACAACUUCGUAGAGGUGUUAGACAAGUAUUUCAGUCGUGUGAGUGAGCUGGAUGUAUCCUUAAGUAAAAAUACACAUUAUACAAGUAAUUUGGCUAUGAAUGUGUUUAGUAAUACAUGUGUGUUUAUAUGAGGGUUUCAUUCCUUAAUGCACAAUCAGAUCAUGUUCAAUUUAGAUAAAGUACACAUUAUACUUGACGAAAUGAUCCUGAACGGACACAUUGUGGAGACGAAUAAGAACCGGAUACUGGCACCACUACUGGCCCUGGACAAGAUGACUGAAAGCUGACUCAAUGAGAUUUAAUUAUUAUUCUGUUACAAAUAUGAAUAAAAGUUUCUCACUAGUGUAUACUUAAGGCUCAUCUUCCAUAAAAAUUGUUCAUAAUAUAAUUUUGAUGUGAUCUAAUAAUCCCAAUGCAUUGUCAAAGUUCCUCUUAAAAAAGGAACUGUCAGAAAAUCCCCAGAAGUAAAAACAACAAAAUGUAAAUCCCAUUUGGCACCAGCAGGAAAAAGCAAACGAGACUGCAUUGAUACUUUGCAAACAUUUUAAUGAUUAUUUUUGGAGCAUACACAUUUGAAAAUAUUUGUUUACUUCAAACUGCAACUUGAGUUAAAUAAAUGUUUAUAAUAUACAAAGAAAAUACAAGGGAAAGCACAGCUUGCUUUUUGCUUUGUCUUUUUUCUUUUUUUAAAUGUGCCUUGCACACAGAACCAGUGUUUCUGUAUCUAUAGCUUUAAUGUAAAAUUACACAAAUGCACUCAGGGACUUUGAUCCUUUAGGAGGGCGAUGAACAGUUGAAAACAUACUCACACAGUAACGGAAGCAAAAAAGAAAAUAACAAAAGCAUGUGCAUGAUUGUAUGUAGACAGAUUAAGUAAAACAAAUGAAAGGAAAAGAAAAAAUAAUCCUAAUAUCUCAACAAUGCAGGCACUAGUAAAACUUAAAACCUGUUAAGGAAAUGCCCAAACACUCUAUA